AUAAAAACUGAAGAGAAAAACAUGAGUCCCACCACCGUCGACGUUGAUCGCUCCGCCUCUUCAGCCGAUAUCGAAGUGAGAGAUUACGUGGUGAACCAAAGAAACGGAGUGAAAGGUCUCGUGGACUUUCUAACCCUAACCACGCUUCCUCCUCCAUACAUUCAACCUCCUCAAGAACGCUUCACUUCCGACAAGAUCCUCCUGGGAUCACCAAUUCCGGUCAUUGACGUGUCCGAUUGGAAUGACCCGCAAGUGGCUAGAGAGAUCUGCCAUGCAGCCACGAAGCUCGGGUUGUUUCAGAUCGUUAACCACGGUAUAGCUCCAGAGGAGCUGAAGGGUAUCAUUGCUGCGGCGCGUGGGUUUUUUGAGUUGCCGACGGAGGAGAGAAGAAGGUAUUGGAGAGGGAGCUCGGUGUCGGAGACGGCUUGGUUGACCACAAGUUUCAAUCCUUACAAAGAGAGUGUUUUGGAGUGGAGAGAUUUCCUCAAGUUUGAGUAUGUUUCUCAGCAACAUGACUUCACCGCCACGUGGCCUCUUGUCUGCAAGGUACAAGUGAUAGACCAUUUCAAGAGGAUCAAACCGAUCGCCGAGAAGAUCUUAAAGAUACUCAUGAACAAUCUAAACUCAAGCAUCGACGAGUCCAAUAAAAAAACCCUAAUGGGAACUAUGAGAAUGAACUUCAACUACUACCCGAAAUGUCCUGAGCCAAGCCUGGCAAUGGGAACUGGUCGCCACUCUGACAUCAACACUCUCACUCUCCUCCUACAAGAAGACGGUGUCUUAGGCAGCCUGUACGCUCGAGCAACCGAGGAUGGGGACAAAUGGAUUCACGUUCCUCCGACGCCGGGAGCAAUUGUGGUCAAUAUUGGAGACGUGUUGCAAAUAUUGAGCAAUGAUAGGUAUAGGAGCGUGGAGCAUUGCGUGGUGGUCAAUAAGUGUGUUAGCCGGGUUUCCAUUCCGGUUUUCUGCGGACCGGUUAACGAGUCAGUUAUUGAACCGUUACCGGAAGUGUUAUUAGAGAACAAUGAGAUGGCUCGGUAUAGAAAGAUUGUGUAUUCUGACUACUUGAAGGGUUUCUUUGAAAGACCUCAUGAUGGAAAGAAGACUAUUGAGUCGAUCAGAUUACCAUAAUAUGAUUUUACAAAGCUUGAAAUCAUGUCUAUCUGUUUCUCAAAAAUCGAAUAAAUGGUUUACAUACAAUUUUGAAUUC
Messenger RNA from Capsella rubella, 1210 nucleotides. Its product is annotated as feruloyl CoA ortho-hydroxylase 2. The coding region runs from base 22 to 1131 and encodes 369 amino acids. The transcript has 2 exons. NCBI's taxonomy places the organism in Eukaryota, Viridiplantae, Streptophyta, Magnoliopsida, Brassicales, Brassicaceae. The record is from RefSeq and is a predicted model, not a curated record.